AGAUAAAAUGGCGGACGAGCUUCUUUGACGACUGCGAAGUUCCCUCAAAAAACACUAUAAUUUGUCUUCUUUUGGGACUCAAACUAUUUUACUUUCUGGUGAAAAGUCUUUUGGAAAGAGAAGAUGUUUAUUUACUUAAGCAAAAAGAUUGCUAUUCCCAAUAACACCAAGCUAAGAUGUCUAGCGUGGAAUAAAGARCAAGGAUACAUCGCCUGUGGUGGCGAUGACGGCUUACUUAAAGUUCUUAAGCUGGAAAUGCAGCAAGGAAAGGAUAGCAAGGUUAGGGGUUUAGCUGCACCCAGUAAUCUAUCAAUGAAUCAAACACUGGAUGGMCAUACUGAAUCAGUGCAAGUAGURACAUGGAAUGAACAGUUUCAGAAGCUCACAACCAGUGAUCAAUAUGGAUUGAUUAUYGUAUGGAUUCUAUAUAAAGGAUCUUGGUAUGAAGAAAUGAUCAACAACAGGAAYAGAAGUGUUGUGAGAGAUAUGAAAUGGAAUGCUGAUGGACAGAAAAUAUGUAUUGUUUAUGAAGAUGGUGCAGUUAUUGUUGGGUCAGUCGAUGGUAACAGGAUCUGGGGGAAAGAACUCAAGGGUGUUCAACUAGCACAUGUAGAGUGGUCCCCUGAUGGCAAGAAUAUCAUCUUUGGUAUGGCUAAUGGAGAGGUCCAGAUAUUUGAUAACCAAGGAAACUUUUGUACUAAAAUGUCCAUAUUCUGUCUUACAAAUGUGACUGGUGCAAUAAGGAUUGCUGGUAUUGACUGGUAUAGCAAUGCAGACUCUGCAAUAGACUCCAAUACUCCAUGUCUUGCUAUCUGUUUUGAUAAUGGACGAAUGCAGAUCAUGAGGCAUGAACUGGAUGAAAUGCCAGUUUUGAUUGACACAUCAAUGAGUGUUGCUAAGAUACAGUGGAAUAGUUUUGGUUCAGUUCUGGCUGUAGCAGGAUCACAGAGGGCUAUUGGACAGGACAAAGAUGUCAAUGUAGUUCAGUUUUACACACCUGAAGGGGAGCAUUUGCGCACACUCAAGGUUCCUGGAAAAGAAAUCACUUCAGCUUGCUGGGAAGGUGGUAGUUUACGGAUAGCACUGGCUGUUGAUUCCUUUAUUUACUUUGCUAACAUCAGACCAAACUACAAGUGGGGCUUUUUCUCCAACACAGUUGUGUAUGCAUUCAGUAAACCUGACAGACUUGAACAGUGUGUAGUUUUCUGGGACACUAAAAAUGGAGAGAAAUUUGUCAAGUAUGUGCGUAACCUGCUGUCCAUCACGGCAUGUGGUGACUAUUGUGUGCUAGCAACUAAGACUGAUGAUGCUACUGCUCAGUAUGUUCUUGUUCUCUGCAAUGCAAUUGGUACACCACUGGAUUCUAAGUACAUUGAAAUAGAACCAUUGUUUGUUGCUAUGACAAAGAGUUAUGUUAUCGCUGCAUCCAAAGAAGCAUUUUACACUUGGCAAUACCGCAGUCCUAAAAAACUCACAUCACAUGAAAUACAAGGAUCACGACGGAAAGAUGUCAGAGAAAGUGAGGGUUCAGAUGGCUACACCAGCCUUAGGAUGUUUCAUAUUGAUGAUGUGCCGUCAGGAGCAGGUGAAGGAAUCAAAGAUAUCAAGAAGGCUCUUGCUCCAACACGUGAUUCAGUGUGCUGUGUGUGUGCAUCAGACAAAAUGAUUAUUGUGGGUCGUGAAUCAGGCACCAUCCAUCGAUACUCRUUACCAAAACAUGCCCUUGAAAUGAAGCAUGUUAUCAACACUCGCCCUCAUCAGCUGUCACUCAACUGUAACUCAUCGCGUCUUGCUAUCAUAGAUAUCUCGGGUAUCUUGACUUUCUUUGAUUUGGAAGCACGUCGAAUUGACCCGACAAGAAAUGAAACUGUGAUCGGCGAAGCCUUGAAAUUUGAACGCAAAGACGUCUGGGAUAUGAAAUGGGCCGAUGAUAAUAACGAGUUGUUUGCUAUGAUGGAAAAGACUCGAAUGUACAUYUUUAGAAACUUGGAUCCUGAGGAGCCCAUUCUAAGCUCAGGAUACAUAUGUCAGUUCAACGAUCUGGAAGUUAAAGCCGUCUUGCUUGAUGAAAUAAUGAAGGAUCCUGAUCAUCCGACCAAAGAAAACAUGAUUGACCUCGAAGUGAAGUCUUUAAGAGAUGCACGUGAUCUACUAGAGAAGGUUGGAAUACCGGAUGCGUAUCAAUUCAUUGAAGACAACCCUCAUCCCAGGCUAUGGCGUCUGCUUGCUGAAUCAUCCUUGGAGAGACUGGAACURGAGGUAGCUGACAAAGCGUUUGUUCGAUGUUCGGAUUAUCAAGGCAUUCGGUUUGUGAAAAGACUGACUAAACUAGACGACGAGAGUAAAAAGAGAGCGGAAGUUGCUGCGUAUUUUAAACGGUUUGAAGARGCAGAGCGUUUGUACCUGGAGAUGGACCGAAGGGAUUUGGCCGUUGAGCUGCGCUUAAAACUUGGGGACUGGUUCCGUGUUGUGCAACUUCUGAAAACAGGUGGAGCAGGAGGAGAUGACCAACUUCUUGAACAGGCCUGGAAUGCUAUCGGUGAUUAUUACGCUGACCGACAGAAGUGGCAGAAYGCCGUUACGUACUAUGUUCAAGGACGAAACCAAGAGAGAUUGGCUGAGUGUUAUUACAUGUUAGAAGACUAUAACGGUCUAGAGUCGAUGACAAAUAGUCUGCCUGAAAACCAUAAACUCUUGUCUGAAAUUGCUGAAAUGUUUAAGACGGUUGGCAUGUGUGAACAAGCUGUCUUAGCUUUCUCAAAGACCAAUAAAAUCAAGGAAGCAAUCGACUGCUGUGUUCACCUCAACCAGUGGGACCAGGCCAUCGCGUUAGCCAAAGAACACAACAUAAAAGAGAUAGAUAAACUACUUGCCAAGUACGCAUCACAUCUACUGGAGAAGAACAAUAUAUUGAGUGCAAUUGAACUCUAYCGUAAAGCCAAUCAUUUUAUAGAUGCAGCAAAGCUUCUCUUCAAGCUUGCUAAAGAAACAACAAACCCAARGACGAAUCCUUUACGAGGGAAAAAGCUAUAUGUCCUCGCAGCUUUGCUGAUCGAAGAGUAUCAUGAGCAUGUCAAGAACACGAGCAGGAAGACCGCUGGUGGCGGCGACAAACGCAAAACUCGAGAGGCGACCACAGCACUGGAAGGACUACUUGAAGAAGAYGCCAUUGCAACUGAAGAGAGUAAACUGAUUGACAACGCCUGGAGAGGUGCUGAGGCGUAUCAUUUCUUUUUACUGGCUCAAAAGCAGCUUUACGAGGGCUAUCUAGAGGCCAGCAUGAAAACGGCGCUACACCUUCGUGAGUAUGAAGAUGUCAUGGACGCGUCGUGUAUCUUUUCAUUGCUCGCUCUUGUUAGCUGUGCAAAUCGAUCGUUUGGUACUUGUUCCAAGGCGUUUAUUAAGCUAGAGCUUCUAGAUGACAUCUCAGACGAGCAACGACAAGCUUAUGAAAAUCUUGCGCUAGAGAUAUUUACCAAACAUUCUCCGAAGGAUUCUCGUGGUAACAAGGUCGAAUGCACAAACUGCGAAACAAUGAUACCUGAUUGGAGYCAAGUAUGUCCUAACUGUGAUACCAAGUUCCCUACGUGUGUCGUUACUGGUCGACCWUUAAUGGACUAUCAGUUCUGGAUGUGCAGUAAAUGUAAGCACAGAGCUUACGAACAAGAAAUCGCUUCUCUUAACUUCUGCCCUCUCUGUCAUUGUUCUAUCUAAAGACUUAGAUCCUUGUAAUAUAUGGAUAUAGAAAACUGGACGUGGUACAUACACUUUGGGAUUCCUUUGUCAUUCAAAACGAUACACUUCUGAGAUAUAUGUGAUAUAGAAAGUAUUAUAACAGGCAGUUAUAUUUCAUUACGUUGUAUUUAAUGUACUAUAAUUAGAUGUGAAAAGAAACAAAGAAAAAACAUUAUACACCAACUUCACGUACCUAUUGCACCUGUAACUAAAACAACUGUAUUUCAUAAAGACGAUUUAUGGUUAUGUGUAAGUCUAGAAGGAAAAUGAUUAUGUAUAGAAUCAUAGCGACUCUUACUGUCCUUUUACAAAACGUGACGCCAAGUGUGUGUCAAUUUACCCAUGCUCCCUUUCGGGUGAGAAGCGACMAAAGAAAAGCCUARGCUCAUCCAUUCUAUCAAAUUGCAAUGUAAUAUGUGAUAAGAAAGGAUCUUAAGCCAUUUCUAGGGAUUUUAGAGCAGCAAACCUGUGUAUAUGUAUGGUUAAGCAUCGUGUACAGUAGCAAUAAGUGUUGUACGAUAAGUAUUUAUAAAUACAUUAAUUAUUAAACGUUGCGCGUCUAAUAAACUUUGUAAAAAUCUUAUAAUAAAUACAUGCAAUACUGUGAAA
Messenger RNA from Exaiptasia diaphana, 4344 nucleotides. Its product is annotated as WD repeat-containing protein 35. Bases 124 to 3714 code for a protein of 1196 amino acids. The transcript has 39 exons. Gene Ontology annotation, molecular function: protein binding. Gene Ontology annotation, biological process: non-motile cilium assembly; intraciliary retrograde transport; protein localization to cilium. Gene Ontology annotation, cellular component: intraciliary transport particle A; non-motile cilium. The record is from RefSeq and is a predicted model, not a curated record. NCBI's taxonomy places the organism in Eukaryota, Metazoa, Cnidaria, Anthozoa, Actiniaria, Aiptasiidae.